AUGACCCUCCAAAACCUAUGAUCCAAAAGCUUGAAGCCCACGCAAUCACCAACAAGCUCGCAAACUCACUAGUCACUACCUCACUCAAAGGCACUGAAUCAUUCUUCCUCAUUUCGUAGGAAACUUCCAACUACUUCCUUUAGCUUCCUUCUUUGACCAUAACACUAUCCCAAAUCUUUCACCUUACAAUAACCUUCAUACCCUGUUAUUUUUCAUCCAUUUUCUCUCUCGAUAUUUUGGGGUUUCUUUUUUUGUUUCACGACAACCUAAUCUUCGAAUCCUCGUACCCAGAGGUUCGAUCCUAUUAUUUUGUUGUGGGUUUUUUGUUACACCACUUAUUUAUUCAAAAAGCUUGAUUUUUUUGUUUUGUUAUUUCUUUGGGGUGAGAAAUUUGAUUUUUUAAUUAGGGUUUCUAUUUUUUGAUUCUACUAUUCGAUCGUCAAUUCCAACUAUCUAAGGCUUGAAUCAGUCAAUAUUGUUGUGGGUUUUUGGUUUUGAUCGAAAAAGUUUCGAUUUUUGGUGCUGGGUAAUCGAGUGUUGUUAUUUUUGUCUUCUGAUCGAGAUGGGUGCAGUUUCGGAAUCUGCUUCUGCUGAUUGUUUCAGUGAGGUGAUGUCGUCGAUGCCCGGUUUCCGCUUUCAUCCUACAGAUGAGGAGUUGGUGAUGUAUUAUCUGAAAAGGAAGAUUUGUGGGAAGAAGUUGAAGUUCAACGUUAUCAAAGAAACCGAUGUGUACAAGUGGGAUCCUGAGGAUUUGCCAGAACAAUCUUUCUUAAAAACUGGAGAUAGGCAAUGGUUCUUUUUCUGUCAUAGAGAUAGGAAAUAUCCCAACGGUGGAAGGUCUAGUCGAGCAACUAGACACGGCUACUGGAAAGCUACUGGAAAAGAUCGAAAUGUGAUAUACAAUUCUCGGUCAGUUGGAGUGAAAAAGACACUUGUUUUCUAUCUUGGCAGAGCUCCUAGUGGUGAGCGAACUGAUUGGGUUAUGCAUGAGUACACCAUGGAUGAAGAUGAGCUUAGGACAUGCCGUGAUGUUAAGGACUAUUAUGCACUUUACAAGGUUUUCAAGAAAAGUGGACCGGGUCCUAAGAACGGUGAGCAGUAUGGUGCACCAUUUAAAGAAGAAGAAUGGGCAGAUGAUGAUGUUGUAGAUUUUAAUGUAAAUUCAGUUGACCGGGAGGUUCCAGAGGCUGCUAUUGACAAUGUUAUUGAUCAGCAUCAGCUGCAGCCGUUGUUUGAUGAUGAAAUUGAUGAAAUCAUUAAAGGGAUGCUUGAUGUUGAGCCUGUCCUUGACCAGCAACAUGUGAAUGGUUAUGUUGACUUUCCUCAGGUUGAUGAUGAAGAAACACGAAAUGUGGUCAUGGAUCAAUUCUACGAGGCCAUGGUAUUCCCUGAUCCAAGUGAAAAACAGCAAUCUAGCAGUCAGCUUUAUGAUGCGCAGCCCAGCUUUGACUUCAAUCAUCAAUCAGUUGAUUCUCACUUGUGUAUUUCUGAAGCACCUGAGGUCACUUCCACUCCGAACAUUCAAAGCGGGGAGGGGCUUGUCUUUUAUGAGGAAGGCUUCUUGGAAAUUAAUGAUCUCAUUGAUACCGAAUCUACAUUUUCAAAUACGGAUAAGCUUAACAACGAUCUCAUUGAGAACCUCCAGUUUGAAGAUGUGUUGAGUGAAUUUGAUCCUUACCAAGAUGCAGAGAUGUUUCUUUGUGGUCUGGGGUCUAUUAACGAAGAAACAGUUUCACAUGCAUAUAUGAAUAACGCUGGCAGCAAUAUUGAAAAUCAGAGUUACCAGUUGUUGUCCAAUCCAGAAGACGUAAAUCAAACUGUUGAUGAAUUCUGGAUGCAUGUUGAAAGAAACACCCGCAGUCCAGCUGAAGGUUAUGAUGGUUCUUUCUCUCUAACAAAUCCAGGUGUCGUGUGUGACUCUGUCGGCUUUCCUACUGAAAGCACUGAAAAUCAAAGAAGCACUGUCGAAGAUGUUAAAACAAGUAGAUUAUCCUCUGCUCUAUGGGCCUUUGUUGAUUCAAUACCUACUACUCCUGCAUCAGCUGCUGAAAAUCCUUUGGUGAAUCGGGCUUUGAAUCGAAUGUCUAGCUUCAGCAGGGUGAAGAUCAAGCCCACCGACAACAACAUUGCUGCAGGUAAUAAUGACACUGCAACUAUGAAGAGAGCAGGCAGAAAGGGAGUCUCAUUCCUUUUCUUCCCGAUUCUUAUUGCUUUAUGUGCUUUCUUGUGGGUUUCUAUUGGAAAUUUAAGACUAUUAGGGAGAUGUGUCUCCCCUUGAAUAUGUAAAUCCAAAGUUUUGCUGCUAUAGAUAUAUUUUGUCUGAGAUCUCUUCAGAAUUAAAUGAAAGCAGUACACUUCUAACAUAAUCUGAAAAUAAAAAUAUUUUAUUUGUUGUAAAUAUUCAACUCAAGGUAAGGUUAAGGAUAAGCCAAAUUCAGCCUUAAUUCUAGAGUAGGGGCUUGUAUCGGAAUUUGAAACAUCCACAAAAAUCUCAAUCAGUUGCUAAACAUGUAUAACUUCAUUUCUGUUUUCUUUUUUGGUCCCACGUAGUAUCAAGUUUUGGUCAUCUUUUAUUCUACAGGGUUAAGAUCAAAAUUUGUGAAAUGUGUACAUAGACUAUUUCUAUAAUAGUAUUAUAUACGAGCUAUUUUUGUUAUCA
Messenger RNA from Medicago truncatula (barrel medic), 2659 nucleotides. Its product is annotated as NAC domain-containing protein 17. The transcript is spliced from 5 exons. Gene Ontology annotation, molecular function: DNA binding. Lineage: Eukaryota; Viridiplantae; Streptophyta; Magnoliopsida; Fabales; Fabaceae. Gene Ontology annotation, biological process: regulation of DNA-templated transcription. The record is from RefSeq and is a predicted model, not a curated record. Bases 563 to 2278 code for a protein of 571 amino acids.